UGAUAGAAAUAAAGGCAGGAAAAUGAGGUCGAGCAAUGCUGAAACUCCUGCUCUUCUGCGCAAUGUCGCAUUAGCCUGCGUCAUUUUAAUCCUGCUGACCGAUAAUGCGAGGGCGCAGACUGACACGUCGACGCAGCCCUCGAUAAAUAGAGGUGCAGCACGGCAAAUGUAUGGAAGCGGUAGUUUGCGACAGACGGGCAGCCUGCCAAUUCUUGGCAGCACCACUGAUUUACCCCCUCGUCGUAACAAGGGCAAGGAGGAGCCGAAAAAUGCCUUGGGACGCAAGGAAGAUCACGGCGGCAAGAGUCAUGAGCACGAAAUGGAUAAAAGUCACGAUGGUAUCGCUGAACAUGCCCAUGAAUCCUCAAGUCGUUUCGGAUACGGCAGUUAUGGCGCAUCGAGUCGUCAAAAAAUGCACUCGUUACCACCGGACUUUUACGGGCGCUCGCCACUCCCGGACGAAGGCUUCGACGACGAUGCCGAGGAUUUUCCGAGUUAUCGGAAUGGUGCCCCCGUUAAUGGAAUGCGCCUUCAGCCCGGAUCCGGCGGCAAUUACGGCGGACAGGGUAGAAAUGCUAAUAACGGACGCGGUAUCGAUGGUGGCUUCGUCCAUGGUAGUUUCUACAGCAGCUCGGAUACAGGAUAUGACGAGGCGGAUCGAUCGAGAUUUCGAACGGAGAUGGAGCGUGGGCAUGGAUUUGGGCAGCACGGGGAGCCAAACGAUCGAUUUGGAACUGAUCACAAGGCACUUGUUCAAGAAGCGGAAGAUGACGACGAAAGUAGGGUGGAAGCGCCUAUUACCUGCGAGUCUAUUUGCACAAAUGAACAAUUUUUAUGCUACAGCACAUGCACUUGUAUUGCGCUUGAAAAUAGAUGCGACGGGGACAUGGAUUGCGAGAAUGCCGAUGAUGAAUUGAAUUGCGAGGGCUUCGAGGGACAUCAUUUCAAUGACACUUGCCAUGAAAAAAGAUCGGUACGAUGCCCAACAUCUGGCAAAUGCAUCGCCAAAGAAUGGCUGUGCGAUGGUGAUGAUGACUGUGGAGACUUCUCGGACGAAUCUCACUGUGGACCUCAAAAGAAUUGCACCGCUGAACAAUUUGAGUGCAGAAAUGGACUGUGUAUGCCACAAAAUUGGAUUUGUGACGGUGAAAAUGAUUGCAAAGACUUUUCGGACGAAGAGAACUGCAGUAAAAAAAAGUUGUGCUAUGACAGCGAUUUCGUGUGUCUCGAUGGAACUUGCAUUUGGGAUUAUUUACGAUGUAAUGGCCAAAAGGAUUGUGCAGAUGGAAGUGACGAAUUAAAAUGUGAAAUGAUCGACAUUCAGUGCAAAGAGCAUCAGUUCCAAUGCACAUAUCCAAGAUGUAUUUCGCUAUUAUUUAGAUGCGAUGGAGAUGAUGAUUGCGGCGACGGCAGUGACGAGGAAAACUGCCCAGCAGCAACAGACGCCAGUUGUAAUACUAACGAAUUCAGAUGCGCAAGUGGAUACUGCAUAAAUAAGAAAUGGGUCUGUGAUAAGGAAAUUGAAUGUCGAGAUGGGGAUGAUGAACGCGAUUGUCAAUAUCCUAUGCCUGAAAAUUGUUCAUCUAAAGAGGAAUUUACGUGUUCACCUGGCGUGUGCAUACCACGCUCGUGGGCUUGCGAUGGUGUACCCGAUUGUUCGAACGGUGAGGACGAAGAAGGAUGCCAAAUUGGCUGUGAGCUCACCCAAUAUCUUUGCAGAUUUAGUACCAAUGAGAGCAGGAGCAGUGAUUUAUUAGGCAACUGGAAUUCACAUGGACGUGAUCCUCAUCAUAAUUGUAUCAGCAUGAAGUACGUUUGUGAUGGCGAAUCCGAUUGUCCCGAGAAGGAUGAUGAAGAAAAUUGUCCGAGAAAGGUGCAGUGUAACGAAAAGGACAAAUGUUCACAAUUAUGUAUUUUAACUAAUGACAAUCAAAGAGCUUGUUCGUGUAAGCCUGGAUAUUCUUUAGCAAAGGACAGCACAACUUGCGAGGAUAUUAAUGAAUGCGAAUUUGAAAAAGAUCCAGUGUGUAGUCAAUCGUGUAAAAAUACAAAAGGCUCUUUUAUAUGUGAGUGUGCAAAAGGAUAUAUUUUACGUCCAGAUUUACGAUCGUGUAAAGCUUUAGGCGCUAAUCCGACUUUGCUUCUUGCAAAUAGAGUGGACAUUCGACAGGUCAGCAUUAACGGUCCAAAGUACACAUCCGUCCUUAAAGGUCUCCCUAACGCAAUUGCCUUAGAUUAUCAUUACAAGCGUGGUCUUAUCUUUUGGUCGGACGUUUCGAUGGAUGUUAUUCGUAAAGCUUAUGUCAAUGGGAGCGGAAGCGAUGAUUUCAUUCGCUGGGGCCUCGAGAGCACGGGUGGUAUAGCAAUCGAUUGGAUCCAUGAUCUCUUGUUCUGGACUGAUUCGGGAACUAGACGCGUCGAAGUCAUUACUCUCGAUACUCGUGUGCGACACGUGCUCGUGUCUAGCGACAUAGACAAGCCACGAGCAAUCGCAGUUCAUCCACAUUAUGGUUUUGUCUAUUGGACUGAUUGGGGACCGAAUCCGAAAAUUGAACGUGCCGACAUGGAUGGCUUACAUCGAUCCGUAUUAAUAAAGGACAACAUUUACUGGCCAAAUGGAUUGACGAUUGAUUACACGACCGAUCGUAUCUAUUGGAUCGAUGCCAAGCAUCAAGUUAUCGAGUCUGCCCAUAUUCAUGGCACCGAUCGUAAAAAGAUCGUUACGCGAGGUCUUCAUCAUCCGUUCGCGAUUACAGUUUUCGAAGAUGCGGUUUACUGGACCGAUUGGCACUUCAAAAGUAUUUCCGUGGCUAAUAAAAAUAGCGGUCACGGAUUCAAAACUAUUCAUUCGGGGCUACACUUUCCCAUGGAUCUUCACAGUUAUCAUCCACAAAGGCAGCCCGACUAUGUUAACCACUGCGGUAAAAAUAAUGGAAAAUGCUCGCACAUGUGUCUACCAAAGAACAUGGGCUACAGCUGCGUCUGCCCAGUUGGAUUAAAAAUUAAAAAAGAUGGCAAAACCUGCGCUGAAAGCGCUGACAAUUUAUUGGUAUUCGCGAGAAAGAAGGAUUUACGAUUGAUUAGCUUGGAUCAAGUGGCUAAGGCAUUUGACAUUGUAAUACCACUCGAUAAUAUUGAAAGUGCCGUUGCUCUUACUUGGAACUCGAAUGAUGAUAGCAUUUAUUGGACAGACGUCGAGGCCGACUCGAUUUCCAAAGCUAAUCUCGACGGAACCAAUCAGCAAGCCAUCAUUAGCAAUAAUCUUGAAUCGCCAGCUGGACUUGCAAUGGAAUGGAUAACAAACAAAUUAUAUUGGACCGAUGCUGGGACAAAUAGAAUAGAAUGUUCGGCUUUAAAUGGAAGUAUGAGAACAUUAUUAAUUUAUGAGGAUCUUGAUAAGCCGAGGGAUAUUGUCGUUAAUCCAAUAUCCGGCUAUAUGUAUUGGAGCGAUUGGGGUAAAAAUCCAAAAAUUGAAAUAGCCGCAUUGGAUGGCUUGGACAGACGAGUUCUUAUAAGUACAAACCUAACUUGGCCCAAUGGUUUGGCUAUUGAUUUUGAAAAGAAUCGGCUUUACUGGGCCGAUGGUGGGACCAGUAAAAUAGAAUACUCCGACCUUGAUGGAAAUCACAGAACCACCAUAAUACCAGCUUCCGAUACAAAACAUCCCUUUGGUCUUGUGAUCUACAAAAACAAAAUAUAUUGGACAGACUGGGACACCAUGAGCAUUCAUCGCGCUGACAAGGAUACCGGGAAAAAUGUAAUAGUUAUCCGUUCAGGCAUUACAGGACUUAUGGAUGUUCGGGUUUUCCAUAGGACACGGCCGACCAUACCCAAUCCUUGCGGUAUCAAUAAUGGAAAUUGUUCGCAUCUUUGUUUAUUAGUACCUCUGCCCAAACGCUACAGAUGCGCUUGUCCCACUGGUCUAAUUUUAUCGCCCGAUGGAAAAACAUGCCCAGAAAUGCCAACGAAAUUUCUUCUGAUGUCUCACCGCAUUGAUAUUCGCGUUCUGUCGUUGGAUACAAAUUAUACAGCCGACACAGUCUUAUCUGUUGGGCACAUGAAAAAUGUAAGUGGAGCAGACAUCGAUUUGGAAAGUGGACAUAUUUAUUGGACCGAUCCUGGCCAACCUUACACAAAGCUUAUCAAAAAGAUGUCCUUUAAAGGUCAAUCCGAAGAGACUGUGAUUGAUGGCUGCAUCGACACCGUCGAUAGUCUCGUGGUUGAUUCGAUUGGUAAAAAGCUUUAUUGGACGGAUGUUGGACUGAACAGCAUCGAAGUGAGCGAACUCGAUGGCACGAACCGCAAGGUUCUCGUCUGGUCUGGGCUGGAUAAUCCUCGUGCUAUUGCCCUUCAUUACCCAGCGGGUCUCCUAUUCUGGUCGGAUUGGGGCCACAAUGCACGAAUAGAACGCGCCGACAUGGAUGGCGAACAUCGUACGGCCGUGGUCACCGAGGGUCUCACCUGGCCCAAUGGUCUGUCAAUCGACCAGCUUGCCAAUCGAAUCUACUGGAACGAUGCGAAGAAGAAGGUUAUCGAGAGCUCGGACCUCCAGGGUCAGAAUCGCAGGAUUAUUGUUGAGAAGGUCGAGCAUCCUUAUGGAUUGGCCGUUGUUGGGAAUUAUAUUUAUUGGAGCGACUGGCAGGAAAAGGCAUUGUUAAAAGCUAAAAAGAACGAUGGUAAAAGUAGGAGGAUUGUCCUUGGGAAUCUUGAAGGUAUAAUGGACUUGCGUCUCAUCGAUGUAAGACAAGUGCAGCCUGAAAAUUCUUGUAAUAACAAUAAUGGCGGAUGUUCUCAUUUGUGCUUGCGUAAUACCAGCGGCUAUACUUGCGCUUGCCCUACUGGUAUACUGAUAAAUAACGACAGAAAAACGUGCAAUAGUACGCCAACCAAUUUUUUGCUAUUAGCAACGAAGAAAACAUUGGUCAGAAUGUCAUUGGACACGCCAGAAAUGUGGGAGGUACCGUUAACGAUGAAGCACGUACCACACGCUUUCUCCGUUGAUUUUCAUUGGCAGAAGCAACUUAUUUUUUACACGGACGUCGAUGUUAAAGUUAUUAGAAGAGUCAGUGUGCGUAACUUCAACGAUGUGAAAGUCGUAGUCUGGGGACGCAACGUUUCCACUCCGUUCCGCCUUGCUGUAGAUUGGCUUGGUAAUAACAUUUAUUGGACCGAUAUUAAGCACCAAUUAAUCGAAGUGGCUCGACUGGAUGGCUCUUGUCGCAAAAAAUUAAUUGAAAAUCUCAAGUCACCACGUUCGCUCGCCAUAUUUCCAAACGAGGGUUACAUUUAUUGGGCCGAAUGGAGUCAUCAUCCAACCAUCGAACGCGCUUAUUUAGAUGGCAGCAAUAAAAAGAGUAUUAUAUCAACGGACCUGAGUCUGCCUAAUGGACUGUCGAUAGAUUAUGCAGCUAGAAAAUUAUAUUGGGCCGAUGCACUGAAAAACAGAAUCGAGGUCUCGGAUUUACACGGGAGGUACAGAAUCGCUCUUGUACCUCAAGCCGACAAUGCCUUUGGUUUAUCGCAGUAUGGAAAUAAUAUAUACUGGGGCGACUGGUUCAAAGAGAUGAUUGAACGAGCCGAUAAGAGAACGGGGAAGAAUCGAAAUAAAAUUCGCACGGCUUUGGAUGGUACUGCGGAGAUUCGAGCAGUUUCCGCAGAAAGACAAACUGGAUGGAAUCCUUGCGUUAUUGACAACGGAGGCUGCAGUCAUCUUUGUUUCUACACAAAGAAAAAUUACACUUGCGGAUGUCCCGAUCAGCCGGACACUACUCCUUGUUCUGCAGUACCAAAGAGGUGGAUACCACUGCGUAAACCUGGCACCGAAAACGAUCCAAAUUACGACAUUAUCGAUGAUGAAGAUAUACCACCAACAAUCAAGACAUUGAUUGGGACUAAUCGGAAUCAAGGCGAUAACAAGCUAAACGAUUAUAAUCGAAAUAGCAGCGAUACGAUAAGUCUGCGUACAAUGAUUACCACUACGGUUAUUCUCCUCAUAAUCACUGUUGCCAUAAUCAUAAUAAUCAUUUACUUGCAAUGUCCGCGUAAGAACAAACGAGAUGAUUAUACGUACAACAAUCGAAGGAAUGUGUUGACUUUCUCGAAUCCUAACUACAAUGCCUCGGCAGGGACGGAACUCGCGACACCGACGGUUCAACAGCCCCAAGACAAAAAGGGCUUCAUAUGGAAAAGGCUAAAAUACGAUAAGUCCCAGGAGCGAGUGUACGAAGACAACGGACAAACAUCGAGUCCUGAGGUCGUGUCCUUGAUACCCCCCUCGGCGACGCCCAGCAGCAGCCGCGCGGCCUCCGUCACCCCCAUGGAGUCCUCGCCUCCUGCAGUGACGCGCGUCACCGUUCAGCGCCUGGAGCCGUCGAUCGUUAAGGGUUCGAAGCUCCGGCCGAUCGUCUGAGACGAAGCGACUGUUCGGCCAAUCAGUCUACACAUGUAAAUGGCGACCUUGUGCUUCUCAAGUUCCGAGUCGGACGAUCUCGCCGCCUCCUAUUAAUACCGAAGAUACUGCCAGCCGG
This is a messenger RNA of Ceratosolen solmsi marchali, 6527 nucleotides long. RefSeq names its product low-density lipoprotein receptor-related protein 4-like. NCBI's taxonomy places the organism in Eukaryota, Metazoa, Arthropoda, Insecta, Hymenoptera, Agaonidae. The record is from RefSeq and is a predicted model, not a curated record. Gene Ontology annotation, molecular function: protein binding; calcium ion binding. The coding region runs from base 23 to 6409 and encodes 2128 amino acids. The transcript is spliced from 25 exons.